Molecule: messenger RNA, 1066 nt
Organism: Ailuropoda melanoleuca (giant panda)
Lineage: Eukaryota; Metazoa; Chordata; Mammalia; Carnivora; Ursidae
Gene: UPK1B
Product: uroplakin 1B
Exons: 7
Coding region: 170-952 (260 amino acids)
Cellular component (GO): membrane
Source: RefSeq, a predicted model, not a curated record
CCUUGCUAAAUGAUUCCCUCACUUUGGUUUGGAUGAUUUCAAACGCAAGAAGGUGAACCGUGAUGGUGUGACAUAGUCAUGUCGUGGAACUUGGAGCAGCAUUUGUCACCUGGUCCUAUUCAGUUGUAAUGUUCUCCACUGUGUCUCCAGCUUGUGUGAAAUCCUGAAGAUGGCCAAAGACGACUCCACCGUUCAUUGCUUCCAGGGCCUGCUGAUUUUUGGAAAUGUGAUUGUUGGUAUGUGUGGCCUUGCCCUGACCGCAGAGUGCAUCUUCUUUGUAUCUGACCAGCACAGCCUCUACCCGCUGCUUGAGGCCACUGACAAUGAUGACAUCUACGGGGCAGCCUGGAUUGGCAUGUUCGUCGGCAUCUGCCUCUUCUGCCUGUCCGUUCUAGGCAUUGUAGGCAUCAUGAAAUCCAACAGGAAAAUUCUUCUGGCGUAUUUCAUCCUGAUGUUUAUAGUAUACGGCUUUGAAGUGGCGUCUUGUAUCACAGCGGCGACACAACGAGACUUCUUCACACCCAACCUCUUCCUGAAACAGAUGCUGGAGAGGUACCAAAACAAUAGCCCUCCAAACAAUGAUGACCAAUGGAAAAAUAACGGAGUCACCAAGACCUGGGACAGACUCAUGCUCCAGGACCACUGCUGUGGUGUAAAUGGUCCAUCAGACUGGCAGAAAUAUACGUCUGCCUUCCGGACCGUGAAUAACGAUGCCGACUAUCCCUGGCCUCGUCAGUGCUGUGUGAUGACCAAUCUUAAAGAACCUCUCAACCUGGAGGCCUGCAAACUAGGGGUGCCUGGUUACUACCACCAGCAGGGAUGCUAUGAACUCAUCUCUGGACCGAUGAACCGACACGCCUGGGGGGUGGCCUGGUUUGGAUUCGCCAUUCUCUGCUGGACUUUUUGGGUUCUCCUGGGUACCAUGUUCUACUGGAGCAGAAUUGAAUAUUAAGAACAAAGUGUCACCACCACACCACCUUCCUCCAGUGACUCUGGACCCGGUGCUGCAAGUGAGCUCUCCUAGGACAGCCCACAUCUGCGCCCCAAGGGGGCCCUGUGCUUUCGU